This is a messenger RNA of Sebastes umbrosus (honeycomb rockfish), 6744 nucleotides long. RefSeq names its product membrane-associated guanylate kinase, WW and PDZ domain-containing protein 2-like. The transcript has 22 exons. Bases 322 to 4917 code for a protein of 1531 amino acids. Gene Ontology annotation, cellular component: dendrite; cytoplasm. Gene Ontology annotation, molecular function: signaling receptor complex adaptor activity; type II activin receptor binding; SMAD binding. NCBI's taxonomy places the organism in Eukaryota, Metazoa, Chordata, Actinopteri, Perciformes, Sebastidae. Gene Ontology annotation, biological process: receptor clustering; signal transduction. The record is from RefSeq and is a predicted model, not a curated record.
CCCCCCCUCCUCUCCAUCCUUCUUUACUCCGAACCAGAACCAGAACCUUCAUCUCUCCUCCUCCAGGCUUCACAUCCGGGUCAUCCAGUCUGUCUCUGCGUCUCUCUGUGUGUCUGACAGGAGCAGUCUUCAUCAUCUCCUCCUCACCGAGCUCUCCUGCUGCUCUCUGCCCGACGGAGAGGCUCUCUGAGCGGACUCUGCAGCUGGCGGUGCCCGGUGAGAGGAUGGAGCUGCAGCAGCUCGGGAGGCUCCGGUAGAUCCGGUAGAUCCGGUAGAGGAGGCUCAGCUCCGCGGUGUGACUACAGCUAUCCCUCCGUAACGAUGUCUAAGAGCCUGAAGAAGAAGAACCACUGGACCAACAAGGUGCACGAGGCGGUGGUGAGCCGCGGUCCCGGUCCGGAUGCGGAGCUGGGCUUCGAGCUGCGCGGCGGGGCGGAGAACGGACAGUUCCCGGUGUACGGAGAGCUGAAGCCCGGUAAGGGGCUGAUCCAGAGCGGCAAACUGAACCAGGAUGAGCUGCUGCUGGAGGUCAACAACAUGCCGGUGGCCGGACUCACCACCCGGGACGUGCUGGCCGUCAUCAAGCACUGCAAAGACCCGGUCCGCCUCAAGUGUGUCAAACAAGGGGGGGUGGUUGACAAGGAUUUGCGGCACUACCUCAACCUGCGUUUCUCCAAGGGCUCAGUGGACCACGACCACCAGCAGAUCAUCAGAGACAACCUCUACCUCCGCACCGUUCCCUGUACCACCAGGCAGCCUAAGGAGGGGGAGGUGCCGGGGGUGGACUACAACUUUGUGAGUGUGGAGCGUUUUAUGGAACUGGAGCAAAGUGGAGCCCUGCUAGAGAGUGGAACGUAUGAAGAUAACUUCUACGGCACACCGAAACCUCCAGCGGAGCCGUCCCCCGCAGCACCUCCUCUGAAUGUGAGUGAGGCCCUGCUGCCCGGAGCCCGGCCCAGCGCCCAGGGCAAGAGGAAGAGGAACCAGUCAGUCAGCAACAUGGAGCAGCGCGCCAGCCUGGAGCCGCCCGAGGAGGAGGAAGAGGAGAGCCCGGUUGUCAACGGCAACGGGGUGGCCAUCACACCAGAGUCCAGUGAGCAUGAGGACAAGAGCACAGACGCCUCUGGGGAAGUUGCUGUUGAAACGUCGAGCCAGGCCCCGGCCUCUGUGGAGCCCCCCACCGAAGGAGAGGAGGCCCCAAAGUCUCCCUCUAAAUCCCCCGCCAAAGUCCCCGACCUCGACGAGGAAGAGCUCGGUCCUCUGCCUGACAACUGGGAGAUGGCCUACACAGAGAAGGGGGAGGUCUACUUCAUAGAUCACAACACCAAGACGACAUCGUGGCUGGAUCCUCGGCUCGCAAAGAAAGCCAAGCCACCGGAAGAAUGCCGAGAAGACGAGCUGCCCUAUGGCUGGGAGAAGAUAGAUGACCCCAUCUACGGCAGCUACUACGUAGAUCACAUCAAUCGAAGGACUCAGUUUGAGAACCCAGUCCUGGAAGCCAAGAGACGUCUGGAGCAGCAGAGGCAGAUGCAGAGCCAGGGACUCUCAGCUCUACCACUGCCCACUAUAUACAGAGAGAAACCGUUGUUUACGAGGGACCCGACCCAGCUGAAGGGGAACUUCCUGUCCACAGCCCUGCAGAAGAGCAACAUGGGAUUUGGAUUCACGAUCAUCGGAGGCGACGAGCCCGACGAGUUCCUGCAAGUGAAGAGUGUAAUACCGGACGGACCCGCCGCUCAGGACGGAAAGAUGGACACAGGUGACGUCAUCGUCUACAUUAAUGACAUCUGUGUUCUCGGCACCACGCACGCCGACGUGGUCAAGCUUUUCCAGUCCGUACCGAUCGGUCAGAGCGUGACUCUCGUGCUCUGUCGAGGUUAUCCUCUGCCCUUUGACCCCGAGGACCCGAGCGGCGCGGCGAGCGCCUCCCUGACGCCCAUCGGUAUGGAGCACCGCCCCCUGGUGGUGAACGGCCGCGGCAGCUACGACCCGUACCUGGAGUAUCUGUCGUUGAGCUCCCAGCUGCCUCCUCAGGCUCUGGCCCAGGCCGGAGCCCCUCACCCCGGGGACACACAUCUGGAUGGCUCCUCCCUGCCGCCCACCACACCCGGUUCGGCAUCCGCGCUCACGCCUCACGACGACAACGUGUCCAUGGCCUCCUCGGGGACCGCAGGAGUCGCUGGGGUGACAGCACAGGGGGCGGAGCUUCUGACAGUUACUAUGGUGAAAGGACCGGAGGGAUUCGGGUUCACCAUCGCCGACAGUCCUACUGGUCAGCGAGUAAAACAGGUGCUGGAGCCGGGCUCACAGGGAGCGUCGGGGCUGAUAGAGGGAGACCUGAUCCUGGAGGUGAACCAGCAGCCGGUGGCUGCAGCUGGACACGGACGAGUGGUGGAGAUGCUCAAAGAGUGUCCUGUUGGAGCCGAGGCGACUCUCCUCAUACAGAGAGGAGCAACAGGUGAGAGACUGCCUGGCCACAUCUCUCCGUGGAAGGCCUCCAAACAGUUGCCUGACCAGUGGGAUCCACACAGCAGCCCCCAAGCAAACCUGUCCGGCCCGGUUUUGCCGCCUGGCACGCCGUUCCCAAACCAGCCACAGCACCGCACAUCUGUGCCCGACUCCACCGAGGGCUUCGACCUCAACAAACCUGACCCCUACGACCUUUACGAGAAGUCGAGGGCGAUCUACGAGAGCCGACGUCCAGAGUAUGAAGAGGUGGAGGUGCACCUGCUGAGAGAGAAGACCGGGUUUGGCUUCCGCAUCCUGGGGGGAGACGAGGCCGUGCAGGCUGUGAGUCCGGACGCCCGUGACAAGAUUGUUAUUGGCGCUAUAAUAGAGAACACUCCUGCUGAGCGCGACGGGCGGCUUCGACCUGGAGAUGAGCUCAUUUCUGUGGAUAAAAAUGUGGUUGCUGGGAAACCGCACAAAUACGUAAUAGACUUGAUGCACGCCGCCGCUCGCAACGGACAAGUCAGCUUGACUGUGAGGAGGAGAGUGCAGAUGCCUGGUGAACUGUGUCCUGUGAACGGACGCAGCCCCGGCUCCGUGUCGACACAACACAGCUCUCCACGUAGCGACGCGGCCUCGGCUUCGGGCCCUCCGGCGGUGGUCGUCCCGGCCGCCACCUCUCCUCCGGAUGCAUCCGCCCUGCAAACCAGCGACGUGGUUAUUCACCGCAAGGAGAACGAGGGCUUCGGAUUCGUCAUCAUCAGCUCCCUGAACAGACCGGAGAACGCCGCCGUCAUCACUGUGCCCCAUAAAAUAGGACGGAUCAUCGAGGGCAGCCCUGCGGACCGAUGUGGGAAGCUGAAGGUGGGCGACCGGAUCCUGGCUGUGAACGGACAGUCCAUCAUCAGCAUGCCGCACGCAGACAUCGUCAAGCUCAUCAAAGAUGCCGGACUAACCGUCACACUGCACAUCAUACCGGAGGAGGGAUCCCAUUCUGGCCCCGGCUCAGAGAAGCAGAGCCCCAUGACCCAGAAACACAGCCCCCAGACCCAGCCCAGCCCUGUAGCCCAGCCAGGCCAAGGAGGCACCCAGCCCGGCCAAACGGCCACUCAGACGGGUCAGAUACCCGGCCAGCCCGGCCAGCCAUCAGCUCAGACCAAUCAGACAGUGACCGGUCCUCCUGCACCAGCAGCCUCCCAGCCUGCACCGGCCGGCACCCAGCAGAGCCCGGUCACCCAGCCCUCCGGCCUCCCGCCACAGCUCUACCUCCACGACGGCAGGUCAGAGGUCAAAGCCAGACAGGAUGUCAAACCUGACUUCCGCCAUCCUCCAUUCACUGAUUACAGGCAACCUCCGGUAGACUAUCGUCACCCACCGGUUGUCGACUACCGACAGCCACCGACACUGGACUACCGACACCCGCCUGGUCUGCUGGACUUCAGGCAGCACCCUGCGGCUGCUCAGUUCCCCCUGGGCCUCCCUCCUGAGUUCAGGCCACAGGUUCAGCUGGAACAGGACUAUGAUUACUUCACGGUGGAGCUGGAGAAAAGUGCAAAAGGUUUUGGCUUCAGUAUCCGCGGAGGCAGAGAGUACAAGAUGGAUCUGUUUGUGUUGCGCCUCGCUGAAGACGGUCCUGCCAUACGGAACGGAAGGAUGAGGGUGGGGGAUCAGAUCAUAGAGAUUAACGGGGACAGCACUCGGGACAUGACUCACGCCCGCGCCAUCGAACUCAUCAAGGCGGGAGGCCGGCGGGUCAGGCUGCUGUUAAAGCGAGGCACGGGACAGGUGCCAGAAUAUGACUGUGUCGGCCCCUGGGAUUCCCUUUCUACAGCCCACACUGCCCUGCAGGAAGUGACCCUCGACCCCUACCCGACUCCAUCGCUCUCAUCCCACCCAGCCUCCGCCCCGGACUCCCCUCAUCAGCUCCAUCUAGAGGCCACAGCGUGCACGGCAGACAAAGCUCCACAGCUACCAGACCACAGCUCCAUGAGAGGGGCUACAGGUGGCAGGUCCACCCAGCAGAAGAGCAUCAUCAGGGGGUCUGGAGAGCUGGACUGUGGACCAGGGGACAGACAGCCUCGGCCUUUGCCUCCCAAAGCUGUCCUGGGGAGGUCCGUUGAAAGAAGAGAGAGACAGAGGGAGACUUGCUCCCCCUGCUGUGAGAGGAAGGGCGUGCACACACAGGCGCUGAGCACUGUCUGGCCCUGGGACCCGUAUGUGAGUGUGAACGGAGCCUCUCUAGGCGCUGGAGACGGACCUGUCAGCCUCCAGGAGAGGCUGGUGUCCAGAGGUCUGUUCCCCAGAGAAGAGGAGAGGGCCGGUGGCCACGGCGGGCUCUGCUGCCCCUCUAAAACCCUCGAAGAUCCUCCGGCGAGGAGCGCAGCGGCCUCCCCAGGGCCCUGGAACGUCCCUGGUUCUGACAAACUGCCCGGCACCCUGAGGUCCUGGACCUCCACAGUGAGCAGGUAGAAUGGAUCCUGCUGGUUUGGACCGGGUCACACUAUCUGGCUCCUCAUUCAGUCUGAGAGAAGCAGUAAAUCCCCCCCCACCCUCUCUUUCUGUCCUGUUUUCUUCUCCAUCUUCUUCUAAGAUCAUAUUUUAUGUUUCAUUUGUUCUUACCAGAUAAUUAUGAAUUAUUAAUUAUUACACCCACCACCUUAAAAAGCAGAGGAACUUUCACAGCUAUUGUAACAUACAGUAUCAAAUUGAUGGACCCUCAGAUGUGACGGUUAAUGUUCUGAUCUCAGACGGUUCUGAGCGGAGCUGUGCUGUCCACGCGUACCUUUAACUGCUCCACCAGACCGGGCUCAGACCGGAUCGGGCUCAGACCGGAUCGUAACCUCAGAUCUCAGAUGGAACGCGGUUCCUCGCAGGAGAGAGAGACAUAUGUCCAUCCAACAGAUUUACUUUUGCUCCAUUUUCUCUGAGCAGUGGGACGAGUGAGACUAAAGAUCUGUCAGAGGGAGGCAGAGACACGGACACUCCUGGAGGACACGGCACUGACCCCAGAGACGGCCCGGUUAACCCCCCAUACGUUAGAUCUCACAUGCCUACCGAUAUAUCAUAUACUGUAAAUGUAAAGAUGUGAACAAUAUGUACAUUUGGUUGUCUCAGAAGCGUCCCUGUAGGUGUUUCUGAGGCCGUGUUGUAGUUAGAGACAUUGUAAAGAAAAGAGAACAAACACCAGGACGCUAUUUCACGGCCUCGUCUAUUACUACAUAUCAGAGACUGUGUCGGUCAGCGGACCCAGACCGCCGAGGGAGGCGGCGGUCGCCUGCAUGGAUAUAAACCACCAUGUCUUUAUACAGGGACUCACAUGUCUUUUAGAGGUAGAACAUAGAGAGGACGUCCUCUGUGGAGCCGACCAGUUGGAACUCACGUGAGACAAAAAGAAAAUCUUUUUUUUUUCAUCAGAUUGAACGUUUGAGUUUGAAGACAGUCGGCUUAGUGAGAACUCAUCAUCCUGUUCUGAGUUAUGUAUCACAACCAGUCCACCAUGCAGUCAUUGAGCCGUGUUGUGUUCAUUUAAUGCUCAACGGAAGACUUUAGUCCAGUCUAUAUCUCCCAUUUCUAUGCCUUUUACUGUGCUAAGUGUACCACAUCACUGUGGGAGAGGGGCAUCGGUGUGUGGGGGGGAGGAGGCCGAUGGUUAGGAGGUGGGGCCGAGUGCCUUACUCGAACUAAUGCAGAGCUGCUGAAUGCAGAACAGAUGUUACUGAGCGUGCACAACAGAUGUUACUGACCGUGCACACGUAUCAGCACACUGUUGAGUUGUGGAGCCGGUUUCCUUCUGACUGAACACCGAGCAGCAGUAUAUAUAUACAUAUAUAUACAUAUAUAUGUAUAUAUACUAUAUAUAUACAUAUAUAUAUAUAUAUAUAUAUAUAUAUACACUAUAUUUAUAUAGUGUAUAUAUAUAUAUACUAUAUAUAUAGAGAGAGAGAGAGAGAGAGAGAGAGUUAUCCUGAUGCACUCUUUUCAAUGUCAGUGAUCGCCCUCGUCCCCUAGUGCUUCAAUGGGGACACGAUGUAGCCUGUAGCAUUACGUCCUCUUCUUAGAGUCCUCUGCGAGAGUGGAGCUGUGGACAUGUCUCACAGUGGACCGUCAGACGAGUCUCAUUUCAGCUUUAUUUCUCUAUUCUGUAAAGAAAACCAGUUCAGUUUGUGUUGUUGCAGAAACCCACGACUUCAGAUGACCUGUGGAACACUAAUGCAUUGAAACGUGUGUUCCGGCACAGAGUUUUGAUACCGGCAGAGUCGAGGCAUGCUGCUAUUAAACUGAGACACCCGACAUGAA